Cyphellophora europaea CBS 101466 is the source of this 1215-nucleotide messenger RNA. RefSeq lists its product as uncharacterized. Bases 1 to 1215 code for a protein of 404 amino acids. The record is from RefSeq and is a predicted model, not a curated record. Lineage: Eukaryota; Fungi; Ascomycota; Eurotiomycetes; Chaetothyriales; Cyphellophoraceae. The transcript is spliced from 2 exons. Gene Ontology annotation, biological process: protein demethylation. Gene Ontology annotation, molecular function: protein methylesterase activity.
AUGAGUGACCUACAGCGUUCCUUCGCCAAAGCACAACUCAAUCGCAUACCCCCCGAGCCCAUCAUUUUCGACGAACACGAAGAAGAACAAGAUGACAUCUCCAGUUUACGGGCCACCUCACCCAAUGAUUCCUCCUCGUCAGCCUCGUCAGCCUCUUCCACCGGUACCAUAGUUCCUUCACCAAGCAGAAACCUCUUCGAACGGCCCAAAGCAUCAGCCAUCAAAUCCCGCUCCGCCCCGCUCCCCUGGCAAGACUUCUUCGCACAGGACCUCCAUUUCCCCAAUUCACAGCAUCCUGACCUGAUACACCACGCCUACCUCACUCCGCCGAGCAGCAACGGCCCUCUGAUCGUCACCCAUCACGGUGCCGGUAGUUCCGGCCUCUCCUUUGCUGCUUUCUUCUCGGAGCUCGGCUCACUCCUCCCGACCGCCGGAAUUCUCUCUCUCGACGCACGUUCACACGGCUACACCACCAGCCCACCAUCUCUACCGCUUGACCUUACCCUCGCCACUCUCGCCACCGAUCUUCAUUUCAUCCUCACAUCCACCGCGACACACCUCUCCUGGCCCAAACUUCCCGACAUCCUUCUCCUGGGCCACUCCCUCGGCGGAGCCGUCGUCACGCAAGUUGCCCAUCAACGCCUCCUGGGCUCCUCCCUCCUCGCCUACGGCGUUCUUGACGUCGUCGAAGGCUCCGCCAUGGAUGCCCUGCAAUCCAUGGAAUCCUACCUUUCCACCCGACCCCGCGCUUUCCCCUCACUCGCCUCCGGUAUUGAAUGGCACAUCCGAUCACGUACCAUCCGCAACAGCUCCUCCGCCCGGGUCAGCGUCCCUCCUCUCCUUCAACUCGCCCAGACCUCUGCCGGUCAAGAGCAGUACCUCUGGCGCACCGAUCUAGACGCCACCAAACCUUUCUGGGAAAACUGGUUCGUUGGAUUAUCCAAGAAGUUUCUCGAGGCUCGAGGCGGCAAACUACUCCUGUUGGCAGGCACAGACCGCCUGGACAAAGAACUCAUGAUCGGUCAGAUGCAGGGCAAGUACCAGCUGCAGGUAUUCCCGGAGGCAGGCCACUUCGUGCACGAGGAUCUCCCCGCAAAGACCGCCAACGUGGUCGCUGACUUCUACCGCCGAAAUGAAAGGGGAAGUCUGGUCUUGCCGCCCAAGGUCGAUGAGCUGAUACGACAGGGCAAGGUGAAGGCCGCGCAGGCGACAUGA